Molecule: messenger RNA, 600 nt
Organism: Penicillium subrubescens
Lineage: Eukaryota; Fungi; Ascomycota; Eurotiomycetes; Eurotiales; Aspergillaceae
Exons: 2
Coding region: 1-600 (199 amino acids)
Source: RefSeq, a predicted model, not a curated record
AUGUCCGUCCUCCCAAAACACCCAAACACCUCCCACUGCGACCCAGUCUCAGUCUGGAACCUCUUCACAAAAAACGACUGGGACGUACAAUGGAUCUUCCGAUACGGCCCCACCCAGCUCUCGCAUUAUCACUCCCAAGCACAUGAGUGCAUGGCCGUCCUCUCCGGCACAGCCAAAAUCCGCUUCGGCGUAGCUGAUACCUCACCAGAUAUGCACGAGAACACAUACGGUUCAGCCCGGGAAGAUGGAGGUGUCGUAUUACAUGCUGAAGCUGGGGAUGUCUUUGUCAUUCCGGCUGGUGUUGCGCAUAAGACACAUGAUACCAAGCCUGAUGCUGAAUUUGCGUUGUUAUCGCCUGGGAAGGGACAUGGUAUUGAGGCUGAGGAUCCGGUUGAGGCGUUGUCGAGGGUUCGGCUUGAGGGGUUUACGAUGAUGGGUGCUUAUUGCGGGGGAGAGUGGGAUUUUGUUGCGAUGGGAGGUGAGUUUGAGAAGGUGUGGAGUGUUCCGAAACCGAAAUUUGAUCCUGUUUUUGGGGGUUCGGAGAAUGGGCUAAGGGGGAGGUGGCAGGGGAGUGGAAUGGUGGCUAAAGCUCGUCUUUGA